Messenger RNA from Lathyrus oleraceus (garden pea), 1293 nucleotides. RefSeq lists its product as uncharacterized. The coding region runs from base 1 to 1293 and encodes 430 amino acids. NCBI's taxonomy places the organism in Eukaryota, Viridiplantae, Streptophyta, Magnoliopsida, Fabales, Fabaceae. The transcript has 5 exons. The record is from RefSeq and is a predicted model, not a curated record.
AUGGCUCCUCAAAAACCUUCAAGCAGCAAACACUCCAAGAAGAAACAAGAUCCAACUCUCUCCCCUGUGCACGAUUUAAAAGGACCAAUGACUAUUGGAAAUCAACAGUAUGUUCCAGAACCUCCAAAUGAGAAAGAAAAUGAAUGCAUAUAUAAAUCCCAGAUCCCUGCCAAGAAAGCUUCUGUCGAAGCAUCACCCAGUGCUGCUAAGAAACAUUCGACAAAGGUAAGUCGAAAACCCGCAAUAGUCCAAAAGAGAAAGAGCGAAGAGGAGAAAGAAAAGGAUAAUGUUCCUAAUGACGAAUCUGGUGACGAAUCUCCAGAGCUAAUCCCCCCUCCUCAGAAGAAGAAAAAACUUACAAAGGUCUCUUCCCAAAGAUCCAUAGCUAAAUCAACCAGGAAGGAUUCUGCAAGUACUCCCACUACUAAACUUCAGUCGAAAGACACGGAGAGUGGGAGAUCUAGAUUUAACACUGAGAUUCCUGAGGAACAAGUGGCUGUCGAAAAGGCACCUGAGAAAAUUCUGGAGGAAACAGUCCCGGAAGAAGAUAUCCCCGCAAGUGAUCCUGUCAGGCAAACUGUAGCAGAAUUCGAUGUUACAGUGGGUGAAACUUAUGAGGAUGAAUCUCCUCCUCAUCCAGGAUUAGAUGCUGCAACUCAGGGUGAUGACGCUGACAUGGAUGCUGGGGUCGAAGAUGAUCAUGAAGACGAAGCUGCCAAAGAUGGGGACAACCAGUCGAAACAUACAGAGGCUGAACAAACUUUAGAGCGAAACACUCCACCUGCUCCUGACCAGACCCAAGGGAGUGGCAAAUCAACUGGUUCGACUAGCUUCUCUCGCGAGGAGCCUGAAAAUCUCAAAGUGCAAAGGCCCUUAGAGUAUCUGAAGGCCAUGCUUAGCGCCCGCUUUAAUUUCCAAGAUUCUUCUCAGAGCAGUUCGACUACCUCCAGGGCCACUUCUGAAGCACUAUCACUUGGCAGUAUCUUGACCAAAAUUAAAACGAAAAUCCUUGAUGUUGAUUUGUUCAAAAUUUUGGAAGAGAACUCCCUUGCUCACCUUGAACUUAAGAAAAUUUUGAAACAAGUAAAUGUCUUGGAAGCUUCUGCUGAAGUUGGAAGUUUUGUGAUGGAGCUGAUGACCCUUAUUGACUUGGCCACUGUAGAUCUUCUUCGUCAAAGAUACCUCACCAGUCAAAUCUCCUCCAAGUCUGAAACUCAAACUGCUGAAUGGGACGCUCUUUCGACUUCGACUGACAAACUUAUAUUUUUUCAAAUACUUGCAAUUUAUCCUUAG